GCUUUGGUGUUAAGCAGUGUUCUUAGCAAUGAUUCGGAGGAAAUCGCAAGAGAAGAAGACAAAAAGCAGUCAAAAGAAGAAAAUUAUAGGAAAUUCAUCGGCGAGAGAGACUAUCGAUUACCAUUCAAAACAAAACUUGCAGUACCAUUGGAUGAAGGAAUGACAAUUCACGCACUCGGCACGGUGAAUUCCGAACCGAAAAGAAUCGAUUUCAAUUUUCAUAAAGGUCCAGAUGAAACAGCCAAUUUACCACUCCAUUUCUCAAUUCGAUUUGAUGAAGGUAUAUUCUCCGGUAAACUAGUUUAUAAUACAUUCAUUGAUGGAAAUUGGAGUGAUAAUGAACAACGAAUUUCAAAUCCGUUUCGUGCUAAUGAGAAAUUUGAUCUUCGUGUGCGAAUUCUCAAUGGCAAAUAUGAGGCAUUCGCGAAUCGUAAAAAAAUUGGCGAAUUCGGUCAACGCAUGACUUUAGAUGGAGUCGAUCACGUAUCGGUGAGCGGUGAUUUAUCGAAUUUACGACUGUUUCAUUAUGGUGGACGUUUAUUUCCCAUUCCGUAUACGGCAGUUGCAAAUCUCACACCAGGCAAACGCCUUGAUAUAUCAGCUCUUCCUACUGGAAAACGAAUAAAUAUUGACCUUUAUCAUUCGGAUCGGCAACAAGCGCUUGAAUUAUCAAUUCGCUUUAAUGAGGGUGCUGUGGUACGAAACGCAAUGGAGAAUCAUAAUUGGGGUAAAGAAGAACGAGACGGUGUGAUUUCAAAAAUCUCAUAUGUUCCUAUCAAAAAAAAAAAUUUUCAUUUUUUCAGCUUCGAUUUAACCAUUAUCAAUGAGAAAUUCAGUUAUCAAAUUUUUUUCAAUCAGAAACGUUUCGCAACAUUUGCACAUCGCGGAUCACCUGACGAUAUUGAAAUCUUAGAGAUAAGCGGUGAUUUGGAGCUCUAUACGGUGACAAUAAAUGAUGCAUUAGGAGUUUAA
Dracunculus medinensis (Guinea worm) is the source of this 972-nucleotide messenger RNA. The record is from the annotation of a GenBank genome assembly. NCBI's taxonomy places the organism in Eukaryota, Metazoa, Nematoda, Chromadorea, Rhabditida, Dracunculidae.